This is a messenger RNA of Oncorhynchus nerka (sockeye salmon), 2398 nucleotides long. RefSeq lists its product as uncharacterized. The coding region runs from base 1473 to 2123 and encodes 216 amino acids. The record is from RefSeq and is a predicted model, not a curated record. The transcript is spliced from 7 exons. NCBI's taxonomy places the organism in Eukaryota, Metazoa, Chordata, Actinopteri, Salmoniformes, Salmonidae.
CUCUGUACCAUCACUCAUUCAUAUAUCUUUAUGUACAUAUUCUUUAUCCCCUUACACUGUCUAUAAGACAGUAGUUUUGGAAUUGUUAGUUAGAUUACUUGUUGGUUAUCACUGCAUUGUCGGAACUAGAAGCACAAGCAUUUCGCUACACUCGCAUUAACAUCUGCUAACCAUGUGAAUGUGAUAAAUAAAAUUUGAUUUGAUUUGAACUAUAGGGUGGCACAUCCCUUUAAGGGCAAUGCAUGCUGGUUUUGUUUUGAGCCCUCUAACUGGUGUACUUUCUGACUGUCCAUUAUACAUAUGUCCAGAGCCAGGUUAUAUCACUUCGUCCCAAAUGUCCCCCUUUCCCAGUGUGGUGCCAAUAGAGAGCAUGCCACCCUGCAUACCACUGCUGGCUUGCUUCUGAAGCUAGGCAGGGUCGGUCCUGGUCAGUCCCUGGAUGGGAGACCAGAUGCUGCUAGAAGUGGUGUUGGAGGGCCAGUAGGAGGCACUCUUUCCUUUGGUCUAAAAAAAACUAUCCCAAUGCCCCAGAGCAGUGAUUGGCGACACUGCCCUGUGUAGGGUGCAGUCUUUCGGAUGGGACGUUAAACGGGUGUCCAGACUCUGAGGUCAUUAAAGAUCUCAUGGCACUUAUUGUAAGAGUAGGGGUGAUAACCCCGGUGUCCUGGCUAAAUUCCAAAUCUGGCCCUCAAACCAUCAUGGUCACUUAAUAAUCCCCAGUUUACAAUUGUUUCAUUCGUCUCCUCUCCCCUGUAACUAUUCCCCAGGUCGUUGCUGUAAAUGAGAAUGUCUUCUCAGUCAAUUUACCUGGUAAAAUAACGGAUAAAUAAAAUAAAUAGGCUUCUGAUGAUAGGUUUCCCUGUAUAGUGCACUAAUCACUCAUGAACAGGAUCUUGUUGCCCCUUGGAGUCUCCUGUAGAGCGCUGACCUCAUUUCAUUAGCCAGCAGCUAGAUAGCCAGCCCAUUACACACCGGUAAUGUUCCACGAUGAGACUGGGUACACGGCACUUUAAUGCUUGGCCUCAGCUGACUGAGCCGUGCAUCUUGGAAUGUUCGGCCACCAGACAAAAAGCAAGUUUAGCCUUAAAAAAACAAAUAGAAAGACACAUCACAGCGCCUCCUCUUAAAAUCAAACUGUACUCUAUAUAUAAGAAUAUGAUUGUGUAUAUAUGAAUAGUGUGUAAAUAGUAUUUUUGUCGUCUUUCCAGUAACGCGUAUUAUUUUUUAUUUUAUUAAUGUAAUUAAUGUUCUUGCCUACAAGUUCUCAUUUACAACUGCGACCUGGAAAAGAUAAAGCAAAGCAGUGCGACAGAAACAACAGUUACACAUGGAAUAAACAAACUGAAGUCUCCAGCUUCAGUGAUUUUUUUUUUUUGCAAUUCGUUCCAGUCAUUGGCAGCAGAGAACUGGAAGGAAAGGCGGCCAAAGGAGGAAUUGGCUUUGGGGAUGACCAGUGAGAUAUACCUGCUGGAAUGUGUGCUACGGACUCCAGGGACCGAAAGGAUUCCACCUGGAAUGUAGAGGGGUCUACUUCCUCCUUCCUGGGCAGAGAGGCGUCUCCGUUGUCCCGGCUGGGCACCUCAGAUAAUAACUACCCAGAGAAAGACAUCUCUGAGAGACACUUUCGGUUUGAUAAGACAUGGAAGAAUGACAGCAGGAUGUAUCCCAAGUGUGAUUUCCGAGAUGAGCGUCCCAUGAAGCCUAGCGGCUCCAUCCCUCCCCUGCCCAGAGACUACCAGAUCCACCGGUCGGGCCACCUCCACCACUAUACCCUCCACAAGGAGCUUUCCCAGGCCCCUGCUCGCCCCUGCGCCUUUGGCUCUUAUGAGGCGUAUGACCUGACGUCAGUUCCUGCCAUCCUGCUACCAGCUGCAGCCUCGCUCAAUGGAAGAAACCCCUUCUCUACAGAAGGCUACAAGAACAGACCAAGAGUAAAUAACAGAACCUGCAGUCUUUUCACAAUAGGAGCUAAUCAGAAAUCCCAGUCGUACCCAGACCCGGUAAGCGGAGCCCCGUCAGCCUCAAUCAUCCAGAGGCUGUCUGAGAUCGCUUCUCUGGAGGGAGAGACGGUCAGGCAGGAGAAGAUCAAGAAGAUUAAGAAGAACAGGAGACAGGACUCCUGACACAACCUGUCUAUCAGCCAAUCAGAGAGCAGAGGUCACAGUUAAAGGCUCUGACCCCAUACGCAGUGCCAAUGCCGCCAGAACAAAUAAAACACUUAGGGAAAUAUAAACCUUUUUCUUGUUUAAAUAUAAUCUAACUUUGUAAAAGCUUGUUGGUGCUAUGUAAUAGCAAAGUGUAAUUCAAUAUUUUGACUUAUACUACUGUUCAAAAUUUGCGGUCACUUAGACUUGUCCUUGUUUUUUAAAAGAAAAACACGUUUUUUUUUGUCCAUUAA